GAUGGAGGAUGGAGUGGCGAUCAACCCUUCCUUGUUGUGAAGGGGCUUGGCAGUUUCGGAAUCAGAAGGACUAGGAGUAUGCUACUAUGGGAGGGCCAUGGAUGUUAGGGGAUACAUACCUGACAAUUCAUCGCUUGUUUUAACCCGUGGAAAACAGUGGUUAACUCCACUAUGGUGUGGGUCCAGCUCCCAAAUCUGCCAAUCGAGUUUAUUAAUACAGAAGCUGUUAUGAGAAUUGCGGUGACAAUUGGGAAGCCGGUACGGGUGGACAGAGCUACCAAACUGGGGGUAAGAGGAAAGUUUGCAAGGGUAUGUGGU
Messenger RNA from Linum tenue, 318 nucleotides. NCBI's taxonomy places the organism in Eukaryota, Viridiplantae, Streptophyta, Magnoliopsida, Malpighiales, Linaceae. The record is from the annotation of a GenBank genome assembly.